GGCAGACGUUAGCAGCAGCAGCAGCAGCAGCUCGUGGCCGUUAACUGACGAAGACCGUUACUUUCUUCAGCUCAUGCUCGCUAACAACGACAUGACACAAGAUGGCGCUGUCAAUCCACCGUCUUCACUGGCCUCACCUGCCCUUCCUGUUCGCCUCAGGAGAGAUGAGGUUUCUUUGAAGGAACUUAGACGAUGUUCCUGUCGCUGAAUCAACUUGACAUUUGCAUCUGGUCUGGGGGGGGCUGUAGCUGAUCCCAAACUUCAGGAGAGAGGCGGACAAGUCGCCAGGUCAUCACAGCGCUCAUAGAAGCAAGCAACCAUUCACACAUACAGCUCAGGAAAUGAUAGUGAUGGGACCCAGUCUGCUGGAAGCCGUUUGGUCAGAGAGGAUUUUGUAUUAAUGAGAAGGAGAACACUUGCUGGAAGUUUCCGAGGGUGUUUUUUUUGAAUGUUUGCAGUGGGAUGGGACUCGGUCACUUCCUGUGUUUGCUGCUCUGUGCAGCUGCCCUCACAGCUUCUGGACUUUCUGGUAACGAUGAGGGCCACGAGGCAUACAGCUGGACCAGGCAGAGUCUCCCGGUGCUGCUGGACGCACACACAGAGCCUUUAAACACUCCGUCGUUCAGAGGGCAGGAGGAGGAUGAGGAGAGAGGAGGGACAAAGACACUCUGUGGAAUAGAGUGUCAAAGCAGCCGACCGCCUAUGGAGCAGACUGAGCAAGAGAGGGUUCUGGGAUAUGAGACACUGUAUGAGAAUGGCACCUGCACACAUACAGAUGUUAGUUUGCAGGGUUUUAACAAGACAUCUGCAGGAACACCAGCAAACUCACCAGCCCGUACACGCAUGAAACGUCAGGUUUAUGGAACAGAUGGACGCUUUGUGAUCUCUGACUCACAUUUCAUCACCAACUACCCUUUUUCUACCGCUGUCCGUCUCUCCACAGGCUGCUCUGGAGUCCUGAUAUCCCCAAAACAUGUGCUAACAGCAGCACACUGCAUCCAUGAUGGGAAGGACUACCUGGAGAGUGCAAGAAAGGUUAGAGUAGGAGUGUUACAGCUUAAGAAUAAAAGAAGAAGAGGGGGUAGGAGGAGGGGAGGACGGAGGAGGGGUGGGAGGAGAGGUGAGGAGCAGGUAGUGGAGGAAGAUGAGGAGCAGAAUAGUCUAGAUGGAGGUGUGGUGAGGGAAAGGAAGGGAGGCAAAGGCAGGAGGCGCAGGGGAAGAAAAGAGGGUGAGGAGGGAAGGGCUGAUGGGAAUAUAAUAGAGUCAGAGAGAGGAGGGAAACAAAAACAUCUCAACCGUAUUCGUCGUAGUGCUGAACCCAAGAAGCCUGUCUUUCGUUGGGCACGAGUUAAACAAACCCAAAUCCCUCUAGGUUGGAUCCAAACCAAGAGCUCCACCAACCCAGUGUCCACUGACUAUGACUACGCUGUUCUGGAGCUGAAACGACCCCUCAAGCAAAAGUACAUGGACCUCGGGGUAGCGCCCUCAGCUGCUCCCCUGGGACUUAUCCACUUCUCAGGCUAUGACACUGACAAAAGUGUGCCAGAGCAUGGACAAGAAAAGGUGGUUUACCGCUUUUGUUCAGUGGCAAACGAGUCUAAGGACUUGAUGUACCAGUACUGUGACGCACAGGCGGGCGCUACAGGUGCAGGUAUUUACAUUCGUCGGAGGCAGGAAGUGGGAAAUGCAGGCAGGAAAGGGAAGUGGCAGCGGAGGGUGAUUGGGGUGUUUUUAGGCCAUCGGUGGGUGGAGUUGGAGGGAGGUGAACAGAGGGAGUUUAAUGUUGCAGUGAGGAUUACUCCAACUAAAUACGCUCAGAUCUGUCACUGGAUCCAUGGAGAUCCAAGUCUCUGUAAAGAGGUUUGACUGCAAAGUUAUGGACGAACCUGCAAGAGAUAAAUAUCCAUGGUCACUUUGAAAGAGACUCAAAGAUCUGGGCCUGUAUGUAUAAAACUUCUAAAAAAAUAAUCUUAAAAAUGGUCCUGAACUUUGACUUAUGAGAUGAAUUUCUUUUUUAAAUGUUGGAUGUAGAAGCUGUGUACAAAGACGCACUUUUAGCAAAGUAUGCGUCUGAAUCCAAAGUGUAGACUGCAGUGGACUACAACCAUGUCUACCCCAAAAUGCCUUUAUUUAAUCACUUAAACAACCAAUAGCAGGCCUCCAAAGGUUACGUGUCAUGGUUGCGUUACAGCUACAUGCACAUUUUACUGUGAUUAGGCCUUCCUGUCAUUCAUUUUGUCAAACAUUAUAAAUGCAUCAUUACAUAGCAACAUGCAAGAAGAAAGGUUAUAGAAGAUAUUUGCCCUACAAUCACAAUACUCAUAAAUGCCAUCUGGGUUCUGUUCAAAAUAAUACGCAUGUAGACAUAUUAAGUACACGUUUAAUUAUUUCUUUUGUUCCAGAACAAAUAGGACAGGUCAACCUAAAGAUAAAACAUUUCCUUAAACAAGUUCUUCACUAUUUUCAUGUUGCUGUAACUUUAUGCCUCAAUGCGGAACCAGAAAUAUUGUAUUUCUUUACUCCACAUGUUCUUCUUCCUUUUCAAAAUGCAGCAGCUGCAUUACCCAUUACACAUUUGGGUGUGUUAUGUUAGUUUAGCCUUGAGCAGAGACGAAGAGUGAGCUACAGACACCUGGUAAACUCACUUCUUUCUAACUCCACAGCCCCAGACGACACUGACUCAAGUGACAUCACUUGAGGACAUUUGUUAGACUCCACACAGCUGCCUCUAGAGACACAAAAAGUUUUGUACAACUUACAACAUUUUCUUUUUUUCCAUGUGUACUACUCUAACUCCUGUAAACAGAUUACAGAGUGUAAAAUUUGUGCGGUUCCCCUUCAAAAAGUUUCCUGCCAAGUUUAUAUGUUUAGAAUCAGUUUUAUUUUAAUGUCUGUCAUCCAUUGUCGUUUGAAAUAACACACGAUUCAUGUAUCUCACUGCUCAGCUAGUAUAACUAUUAUUGCACUUUGUGUAUUUGUUAUAAACAAGGGUGAUACAAACAUUAGGAAGACUCUCACUAUCGUGUGAAUGUUUGAUUUUAUUUAUGCUGUCAGGAACUUUUUCAUAUUGUAUAAGAGUUAGGACACAUGUUUCUUUGACUUAUUUAUCAUCAUGCAUUUACAACAUGUGAAAUAUGAAGUGUGUCGACACUGGUCAGUCCUGACUAACUUCAGACACCUGAGAGCAAGUCUCAACACUUAGUAAUGUUUAUGCAUGGCACUUACAUGUAAGAAUAAGAGAGAAAUUAUGUGUAAUGUUUGUAAGUUUGAUGCAUUUAAGACCAAAGAUUCACACGGUUUUAUACAUACCAGUCCAGAAAUGAUGAUCUGAGACCAGGUCACCUCUUCAAGUGAUAGUUUCUCAGGCACACAUGUCCUUCAGUUUUACCAUCUCAUUUAGAGAUUGUAGGAAAUCACAUGCAACACUAAAAACAUAACAAAAUAUCUCAAUUUGAGAUUAACCUUUUUUAAACACCACUGUUGUUUGUCUGUCUCUGAAACACCUAAUUUAUGUAUCUCUGUAAUUCAAAGGAAGAGGCAACACCUGAUGAUCUUCCUGUGUUGCUCAAUGUAAACAUUUAACUUUUGUAUAGAAGCAUAUGUAAGUAAAACUGGUGCUAGUCUGUUAAAGGAAAUACUGUGUCUGCACAACAUAUGUGUAUGUGUAUUUUCCGAUGUUUAAAAGUGACUAAUUUCGUCUGGUGCUGAAUUUAAUUUUCAUGCCACAAACACAUCUUCUCGUCAACAGAAUGAUUCAUGCUGAGCACAAAAUAAAAAUGUUCAAACAAGCUGACAGAAGCAGAACAGAGAUAAGUGAUGAGCCGUGAGGGUAGUUUGGAUCAGUGUAUUUGUCUUUUAUUGCAUCUCAUUUGGACUCACAUGCAGGUGGGGUUGAGGGAGGGAGGACGAUGCCAUCCAUAAUAACCCAAAAGAAAAACAACACAGCCUUCAUAUGAAUACUUAGCAAACAUUAUUUAUCCACAUUCUUUUUGUUUUUAUGUGUCAUAUUCAUCUUUAUUUUUCUUUCAACACUUUGUUAAUGCCACAAUGGAUUAAGAUACAGUCACUUUUGGAAAGAAACAACACACAGAACAUCCAGCGUAUACUUGAGUGCUUUACAGUGAGAGUCCUCAAGACUUCCAGUGACAGUACACGAAGAAAUGUACUGACCGCUGCUGCGUCACAAAUGACCCAAAGAAGACUGAGGCCACAUUCCAAUCACAUACACAAAUGCUUCCUUGUCUCUUGGAUUUCCACCCUAAUAUUAAAUCAUCUUGUGUGUGUGUAGCGAUUGAGACAAGGAAAGGAGCUCUCUGAGAGAAUGCAUCCCAGAUAGACCUGUGUCGCAUGCUACGAUGCAGUAUCACUCCACACCAGCAGAGGGCGAAACAGUAAACACUCAGGGCAAAGUUUCCGUUCAAUACUGCCUCUGAUUACAGAUUGAGAGGUAUGUACAAAGAAGGCGGGAAAGUUUUUAAGUCUACUUGCCUUUUUUUUUUGCAACCAUAGAAUUUGACGUAACUAAAAAUAUAUGAUACAUUUUUGUCUUUCAAAAUAAAGAUUAAAGAAAAUAUGUAUAAUCUAUCAUUUAAAAUAGUCUAAAAUGCAUAUGUCAAUUCGAACACAGUUCACUUUUUUUUUUUUUGCAUGUUUCAUACAAUCCCUAAAAAAGAAAAAAAGACAAAGUAAAAAUGAAAGUGAACACAGUUUGAUGUGUUCGAUGAUACGUCCAGAUUUGCAGUGCAAGUUUUUCUCAGGUACAUUUUGAUCAAGAAUUGUUCUCCAAAAACUUGAAGUAGACAGGUGGGAGGAUGGAUGGCUGAGCAGAUAUAGGAACAACCAAGUUUUUAAUGACAUAAACAUAGCUCAGUAUUAGUCUGGACAACAGGAGUGGGAGUGGGGCUUGGCCAGUGAAGUUACACACACCGAACACAGUCCACAUUUAACAACAUAGUCCUCGUCUGGGAGAUGCGCAAAGAAACCAACAUAUAUCCACCAUUCCAAGUCAGCUGAUACGCGGAAAUCCAGAAUGAAUCUAAAUACACAUUUAUUAUUUUUUUUGUUCAUUUUUCCAUAGUAUAUUAAGUAAAGGUUAACACUGAAUUACACGCACACCCACACACACAUAAACAGAAUUUCGUUUUUCUGUAUCUAGGGUUCACAUUCACAGUUGUGCUACAACAUUAGAUAAGGAGGGCAGAGGGGUUUUUUUUAGGGGGGGUCGCGGCUGGUAGGAGGUCACAGGGUAAAGAUUGAAGAUGUAAUGGCUGGUUGGCUGAAGGGGCUGGGGCAUGACUGAGGGGAAGGCAGUAGGGAAGUGCAGACAUCCACAUCCACAGAGCUCCA
Molecule: messenger RNA, 5346 nt
Organism: Larimichthys crocea (large yellow croaker)
Lineage: Eukaryota; Metazoa; Chordata; Actinopteri; Sciaenidae
Product: serine protease 23
Exons: 6
Coding region: 463-1866 (467 amino acids)
Biological process (GO): proteolysis
Molecular function (GO): serine-type endopeptidase activity
Source: RefSeq, a predicted model, not a curated record